UACACCAAACUGCUGCACUCCAUCACAUACAGUCGGUUCAUCAAGUCACUGUAUUCUUACUGCAACUUGAGGCUUGCAGUUCAUGGAGGAAUUUAGCACAGCCUAUUUGUUUUAUUCUACAGAUUGAUUCACUGAACAUAUAUACCUGCUUAUGAGAAUGCCAAUGUAGCAAUAAAACCAAGAACAUGGCUGCAUCAUCAUCAGGAAGAGAAUUAGAGGAGAGCAAUCUCACUUUGUUUCCAAGGCCUCCAGGUGAUGAUCUUACCCAGACAUCAAGGUUCUCAAUUACUGGCUGGUUCCGCAAGGGAAAAGCAGAUUCCCAAGGUUCCAAGUCCAGUGACAAAAACCCUGGUAGCCGACCCAAGGAUCUACCAAUCAGGAAGUCCGUACUAGAACACAAACAAGAAGAAGAAGAUCUAGAGGCUGAGAGAGAAGCUCCAACCAACACUGAAAGGAGAUCGUCUGAUGGUAGAUUGAAACCCGAAGGUCAAUUAAGAGGUUUACUUCCUCGAAGCCUGUCUCCUUUGGUCGGUGGUGGGUCAAAGAAGGAUCUGGACCAGUCUUUGUCCAAGUCCAGAGGAUAUGAGUCCAGUGUAUCAGCACCGGUGGUCAAUUACACUCGGAGCUUGACCACUGUCCUUAAGCACCUUAGUAGUUUGAUUGAGAGGAAGGGACAGGAUCCUACAACCUAUUCAGACAGCAGUCUGCGACAGUAUUGGAUGCCAGACAGUCAGUGUAAAGAGUGCUAUGACUGCGGGGAAAAGUUCACUACGUUUAGACGGCGCCACCAUUGUCGGGUGUGCGGACAGAUUUUCUGCAGCCGCUGCUGCAAUCAGGAAGUUUCAGGCAAAUUCAUAGGAUUCAUUGGAAACCUUCGGGUCUGCACCUACUGUUGUAAGGUUGUGCUGAGCUAUGCUCAGUCGGCUUACACUGGUGACCUCAAAGCCCUACAGGAGGACCUGAUGACCGUUACUGAGGCAAACACACCGAAUUCGGAGGAUGCCGUGCUGACACCAAGAAAGAAGUUCUUAGGAUUCAUGGAUGAAGAUAUGAGAAGAACAAGUCGAGCAAUGAGUGUUGGGAGUGUGGACGCUCCUUCAUCCUCUAAUCUCUUUGAAGUCUUUCCUGGUCUUACCAAUUCAACUGAUUCACAAGUAUCCAUUGUUGAAAAUCAAAAGCUAUUGAAUUCGGCACAACUUCGAGAUCUGUGGGUCCUGAUAAAGAAUCCCAACAAUGGAAUAAUGUUUCAGAAUCAUCGUUACCGUCUACGGACCUAUCCUGAUUGCAUCAUCGGUAGCGAGCUUGUUGAUUGGCUCAUUCAAAACGACAAAGCUGCUCAAAGAGUACAAGCUGUGGCCAUUGGUAAAGCCUUGCUAGAUGCUAAAUGGAUCAAGUGUGUUACAUCAUCCUACCAGGAAGGUUUCGUUGAUGGAUAUGCCCUCUAUUGUCAAGGAGAGUUAGCGGAGAGUCAGGACUUACUCGCCCCCCAGGGCAGUGAGUCGGAGAAUCCCGUCUUUGGAGAGUUCAUGGAACCUGUAUGGUUCAGAGAUAUUCAUCAAGAUGAUGACAUCAACUCAGAGGACGAUCUGUUAGACCGCAAAUCAAUGAAUGAAGCAGUCAUCAUCAGCCUUCCCGAAUCGUUGCCUUCGAUAGACCAUCCAACGGAGGAACAGGACGGGAGCGAUCAGUCUCGCCAAAAAUACAAUGCUUCCCCAAUACCGACCUUCAAAUUGGAGUUAGAUACAGGAACUCAUGAUGGUGGACAGAAGGAAGGAUUGGCCAAUGGUCAUUGGGAAGUGACCAAUCAAGAGAUCUCCGUUCCUCACACCACAGAUUCCCUUACAGAUAGUUUUGGAGGGACCUCGGCGAUAAGUCAACCAUCUCCAGGCCUGUCCCAGUCCUUCCCCUGGAGCUACGAGAUGUUGGAGCCUGGUCUAGCCUGUCCAGAUACAACUGGGGACCUGGUCCUGGAAUCCAUUAGGACUGAAGCUAACAAGAUCCUUGUUGCUUUCUUGGACCAGCAGCUCCAGCAUGAAGGACUAGACCCAAGCUGGGCAGAGAAGAUCCUGCCUCUUGCCAAGAAGAUAUGCUCAAUGGUCAAACCCAAUGUUGCUGAGGGUGAUGUAAUGGAUAUCAGAUACUAUGUCCACAUCAAGAGGGUCCCAGGAGGCAGUAGAUCUGAAUGCUGUUUGGUCAAGGGUGUCAUCUCAACCAAGAAUGUGGCACAUAAGAAGAUGUCACAGAAGCAAAGUAAUCCUCGGAUUCUUCUAUUACAAGCAGCCAUUGAGCAUCAGAGAGUACAGAAUAAGUUAGCUUCCCUGGAACCUCUAGUUCUUCAGGAACAUGAAUACCUCAAGAACUGUGUAUCUAAGAUCGUUGCUCUGCGUCCGACUGUCUUGGUCGUAGAGAAGUCUGUUGCGAGACUCGCUCAAGACUUCUUAUUGGCUUGUGGAAUCAGCCUUGUACUCAAUGUGAAACCUCGUGUGGUGGGUAGGAUAACCCGGCAGACUGAAGGUAGCAGUAUUUCCUCCAUCGAUCAGGUUUCUGCAGCUAAACUGGGCACCUGUCAGAACUUCUAUCUUCAGAGGUACACCCUACCCGGAGGUUUCACAAAGACUUUGAUGUUCUUUGAUGGCUGUCCUGGUCAUCUAGGAUGCUCGGUUUUAUUACGGGGAGGAGGCAUUGCAGAACUCUCUAAGGUGAAGAGAGUGCUGAAUCUGAUGGUGUAUGCCGUCUAUCAUUCUCGUCUCGAGACCUCGUACCUCAAGGACGAGUUUGCCAAGCCUCCUCUGACCCCAUCCCCCGCAGGAAGCCCACCAAACUCACCACCAUCACCCAUGGGACAGACACCUGGACGACAAGCUAUGAAGGACACAGGAACCUUCCAUGAAGUCAUCAAGGCUGUCAGGAUUGAACAGGCUUUGAUCAGGAAACCUGCAGGAGUGGACAACCCUGCAGGAGAGGUAGAGACAGGCAUUCCUGUCCUUGCAACCCCUCCAUCGAGUCGGAGAGGAUUCAAAGCCACAGUGCAGAAGCUUCUGAUGGGGAAGGGGAGUGAUGGAAGUGAUCAUAGUGGGAGUAGCAGUGCCGCCGGUAGCAGGAGAAGCAGCGAUGGCACUGUGGGUAAUGAUCGGACAGGAGCUGUAGGAGUAGCAGCUAAAGAAAGUAGCAAAGAGAUGCCAAGUGGGGCUGCCAAGCUUCCUCAUGCAAGCACCUAUCCCAGCUUCGAUGCAGCAAUAGAAUCUGAAAGCCUGACAGUAGAUGCAGAAGGUACUGGAACACCCAAAAAACAUGAUGAUGCUACAGUGGAAGGUAUAUCACGAAUAGGUGCCGACUCAAGUUCUAGCCUCAGUGCAUCAGAAAAUGGACUUCUCCAAGAAUAUGUCCUUGUUGACGAGAGUAAACAUGAUCAUAAUGCCAUUUCUCAAAGUGACUCGAUGGUUGAGAAAGGUGGUGAGAUUAAAGUGAAAGACUAUCAGGUUAAGAAGAUCAGCAGCAAAGAGGAAGAAGAGAACGUCUUCAGCUUUGAUGUGAAUAGCAAUGACAGUGAGGCUGAGGAAGCUAUGGAAUCACUGGACUCAACAGACCCAUUAAAAUCAUCCAGUGAAGACAGUCCAUUAGAGAAGGAGGACAGAGAAAGGUUUUCCAGGGCCUUCAACAACACUAUUCUGACAAUUUCACCAUUUCUGGCAUUUCCUGCACCUUACUUUGAAACCGAAGAAGGGAGGCAGUCCCCAAACCGACACUUCUUUCCACAGAAUGUCUUCUGGUCUCCUAAGCUCCAAGACAACCCAGGAGAUGUCUCUCAGGCAGUGGAGGCACACCUGGAAGAUGACGAUCCUAAAGACGAUGUGGUUUACUGGUCGACAGAUCGUUGCACCCACAAGAUCAGCUCCAUGGGCUUAGCACAUCCCCACCCAUUCACUUUCCUGCAGCUGACCGAAGACUUCUGGUCGGAAUCCACCAGGACUCUUCUCGCUGACUUCCGUGCCCGCGGAGGGCGCUACAUCCCAAAGGACCAAGCUUCUGUCCACACCCUUGCUCAGAAAUCCCUCAUGAUUCCUCAUGAACACAAACCAAAGCAACAACAGAACGCAAACCAGCAAUACCUGCUAGCCAGGAAAGGCAACAAUGACACCCAAGAACAUCAGUCUAGACACCCUGUCUAUGACUGUCUUGACCCCUACCAUCACCAGAAGAUUCUUCUUCAGUUCAGCAGCUACUCGCAUCACUCAGGAAACAUGCCAGGUCACUGUAUCCACCCUUGGAUGGUUACCAUGGAAUUCUAUGGCUAUAACGAUAUCACCUUAGGCAUGUUCCUCGAUAGAUAUUGCUUUAGUGCCAACUAUCUGUGUCCCAGUGAGACCUGUGACACCCUGAUGGCUAAUCAUGUUAGGAGGUUCGUUCAUGGUAAUGCAUCAAUCCAAGUCCUUCAGAGACAGCUAGAUAGUCCUGUUCCAGGGUACAAGAACAAGGUCCUCAUGUGGAGCUGGUGUCGAAGAUGUAAACAGGUAACGCCUGUUCAGCCUAUGUCACGGGACACCUGGCACAUGUCAUUUGCGAAGUACCUCGAGAUACACUUCUAUGGGAAGGAUUAUGGUCGUCAUGGUAGCUCGUCUCCGUGCUGCCACUCUCUGCAUCAUCAUCACUAUCAAUAUUUUGGACAGCACAACAUGGUUGCAUCAUUCAAAUUCAGUCCCAUAAUUUUAAGAGAGAUAGCUUUCCCACCUCUUCCAAUCAUGAUAGACCAGCCGUUCAGAGCUCAUAAAAGCUACUUGGAGGAGAGCAAAAGUCUUGCCAUUAGAGGGAAUCAGGUGUUCCGUGGUAUUUUUGGUAACAUAUCAAGUCUAACGGUUGGCAAACUAAGUCAACUUCUUGAGCAGAAAGAGCAAGAGUUCACCAGUCAAUAUGAGACGGAUUACAAUCGCUUCAAGCAGAACAUGGACGAAGUGGAAACAAAAGUGAUGUAUGUGGAAAAGUGGAAAGCCAGCCCUGACAAGAAAAAAGAUAGCAGUGGGAACGACUGGAGCGAUUUCUGUCUCGAGGACCAGUUACUUGACAUUGAAGACUCCAUCGUCAUUGCUAAGAGAUGCUUGGCUGAAAUCAACUUUGCCUGGAAUACAAGAUUCCAUGAUUUUCUCCAGCAGGAAAAGGAAUUGGAGAAAAUGAGAAAGAGCUUAGGCCGCAAGCCAUCCGGUGAUGUAGAUACCCCAACGCCAACAAAACUGGAGUCUAAAACUGCUUUUCCUUUUGGACUAACACCCCCACUAACACCCAUGCUUACAAUGGAACAGUCCAGUCCUGUGUUCAUCAGCCCAUCUCAGCUGACCCCUUCCAUUACCAAGACCGGGGGGUUAGCCCUCAAACACCUGGAAACACUCCAUGAAAGAAAGAGGGAGGAGCUACAGGGUCGCCAGAGAGAUGAUAGUGAUGUCUCCAUGCUCGGUGACAUUUCUUUGACCUCCGAUAAGGCGGCAAGGUAUUUUGAUUAUGGUAUCUCACCGGGCCUGGUUGCUGGCCUGGAAUAUAAGCCAAGUAACCAUACGGAUUCUCCACCACAACAUGCUAAUGAUAACCACGAGCCAUCAGUCCGAGGAUCUGUGAACUUCAGCCAAGGGUCCCCACAGACAGGACCUAGACUAGGUCCAGUUCCAGGACCAGCGCCUUCAGUAGCCCCUAACAAUAAGAGAGACGUCGAGAAGAGUUGCGAGACCGUUUAUUCAAGCAGUCAGCUGGCUGCCAAGAGCUUCGUUGUUCAGGAUGAUAGCUCUCAACUGAAGGAAGAGAUAAAAGACGAGGGGAAGGACAGAGAGAAGGAUACAGGGAUGGAGGAUAGUGAGAAGGGCAUCCCCUGUUCUACUGCUGACGAACCAGUGACCUCUGUGGCAUCAUCCUUCACCCAAUCCUUAGAUGUGGUCGAUGGUAGGAGUCCAGCUAAGACCAAGCCAGGAGCUGUCAAAGGCUUUCUCAAUCAGUUCUUGCAACCCACUGGAUCUACCCAGAUAGAAACACCUUUCCCAGCCGAUGAGCAUCAUACUCUCCCACCGUGCAGUGUCAUACCAAUCAUAGUCUAUGACAAGGAGCCUAGUUCAAUCAUUGCCUAUGCACUCAGCUCGGAACAAUAUAAGACCAAGCUAUACGAGGUACAGCAGUCCCGCUGCGGCUCUGGUCGUUUGUCCCCAGGAGGAACAUCGCUAGGGUCAGCCCAGGGGAACAGUAACCCCGAAUCAGGACAGAGCAGUCCUCAUACCAGAAGAAAGGCUGCAGGGGAUGGAAGGAUGGGCGGAGGACCCGAGACCAAAGAUCUGUCACGUAAGAUUGGACAGUUAAAACGUGAGUUGAACAAAUCAGGGGUGAUGAUGUUCCACCGGACGAAGACAUCGAGUGUGGGCGGGGCAAACCAGGGUGCCUCUAAAGAUGGUGGACCCUCUAUUACCAUAGACGCUGAAGACGAUGACUCACAAGAGAGGCUGAACCCAGAUGACAGGCUGGAUGAUCUACCAUUGCCUCAUAUAGAACUACAAUUCUCUGAUGAAACCAGCACGCAGUUCUUCUGUGGUGUUUAUUUCGCUGCUCAAUUCCAGGAGCUGCGGAAGAUCAUCUUCCCGGUCGGUGAGGACGUCUUCAUCCGGUCUUUGUCUCGUUGCAUGCAGUGGGUGGCUAGAGGGGGCAAAUCGGGGUCAAAGUUCAUGAAGACCAUGGAUGACCGGUUGAUUCUAAAACAAAUGUCCAAGUCUGAAGCCCAUUCAUUCCUCAAUUUUGCACCACAUUACUUCCAAUACAUCCAGACAGCUCAUGAAAAUAAUAAACCGACAGCUUUAACGAAGAUCCUUGGCUUUUACAAGGUGGGUUUCCAGAAUCCUGUCACCAACACUGCCCAGAAACUGGAUCUCCUAGUCCAGGAGAACCUGUUCUACAAACGUAGGAUAGCCCAGGUCUUUGAUCUGAAAGGAUCUGUGAGGAACCGACAUGUCAAGACUUCCGGGGUCCAGACGCAGGACUUGGUUCUCUUGGAUGAGAACUUACUCAAGCACAUCGUAGAUUCGCCUCUAUACAUUCGAAUGCAUAGCAAGACAGCCCUAGCAAUGGCAAUCAAAGCGGAUACAGAAUUUCUUUCCUCCCAUCUGGUUAUGGAUUACUCCUUACUUGUUGGUCUCGAUGAAAACACAAAGGAACUGGUCAUUGGCAUCAUCGACUUCAUCAGGACUUUCACUUGGGACAAAAAAUUGGAAACAUUUGUGAAGUCAACAUCAGGAAAGAUGCCUACGGUUGUUUCACCUGAGAUCUACAGGAACCGUUUCUUGGAAGCCAUGGACAAGUACUUUCUAUUGGUUCCCGAUCGCUGGACAGGUCUUGGUCAAGAUGCUUACAGUAACAGCUGAUAUCGUUUCCCAUGAGCAUUCUGCAUACAGCUUUAAUACAUCAAAUACCUAAAGUGAUCUGGGUCAAGAUCUUUACAGGACCAGCUGAUAGAUUCGAGCAGAGUACGAAAUGUGACAUGAAAUAUUUCAUGAGAGCAUUCUGUAGAUAGCUUUAAUUCAUCACAGAUUCAUGUUAUAAUGGUUCUAGAUUUUAGUGUGGGGUCAAGAUGCUUAGAUUACAAGCUAGUAAAUCCAAGAAGAGUAGGAGACGUGAAAUAUCAUUUCGUGCGAGCAUUCUGCAGACAGCUUUUUUGUGUGCGAACAAUUAAAUCAUAGAUUUUUAAGAACUGAUAUGAAAUAUUACAUGAAGUAUCACUUUGUUUCAGCUUUCUGGAGAUGGCUUUUUUGCAGGAAUAAACCAGUUGUUUGAAUGGCUCUAGAUUGUUAAAGUGGUUUCGUACAAGAUGCUAUCACUAAUACCUGAAAAGAUUCACAAGCCUGUAUACUAGAGUGUCCAAAUAAGAUAAAAUGUUAUAUGGGCUUGUUAUUUUAUGUGAGCUUUUUGCAUACUGCCUUUAUAAGCCAAGCAUGAACCAAUGAUAUUGUAAUGGUUCAAGAUUGUUUGACUGGUAUGGCUUAGAAAGUACAUAAUUUGUAGUUACAUUGGAAGUGAUAUAUGCCCUUACAUGUAGGUGAUAAUGUGUAGUGAAAUAUAUUAUAUCACAAGCUUGAGU
Molecule: messenger RNA, 8095 nt
Organism: Lytechinus variegatus (green sea urchin)
Lineage: Eukaryota; Metazoa; Echinodermata; Echinoidea; Temnopleuroida; Toxopneustidae
Product: 1-phosphatidylinositol 3-phosphate 5-kinase-like
Exons: 40
Coding region: 186-7382 (2398 amino acids)
Biological process (GO): intracellular signal transduction; phosphatidylinositol metabolic process
Molecular function (GO): metal ion binding; 1-phosphatidylinositol-3-phosphate 5-kinase activity; ATP binding
Source: RefSeq, a predicted model, not a curated record